AUGCUAGUGGCCUGCAAGAAGCAGAAGACUGAGGAGAAGAAGAAGCAUGAUGAAGAAGCCAUGCAGGCACAAGAAGAGAUCAAGAAUAAGAUAUGUCAAAAAAUCAAAAUUGAACUUGCAGCACAUUCAAUUGCUGCAUGCAUUCAGACCCACACUCAUGCAAUGAUGGCUGCUCUUGAAGUUAAAGUUAUAGCUCAUGAACACAAUCAUCUUACUGCCACUGAUCUGUUGAAGAAUGAGAUGGAGAAGAAGAUGAAAACAUUCCAGAGUCAUUUGCAGACUUCAUUAGAUAAGGAGAUGCUAUCACCACCAGAGAAGAUGAAUGAGGAGGAGUUUAAGAUUGUCAUCUCUUUUAAUGAAGAGAAGGAGAAUGAGAAGGAGAAGAAUGACUGA
Molecule: messenger RNA, 393 nt
Organism: Uncinocarpus reesii 1704
Lineage: Eukaryota; Fungi; Ascomycota; Eurotiomycetes; Onygenales; Onygenaceae
Exons: 2
Coding region: 1-393 (130 amino acids)
Source: RefSeq, a predicted model, not a curated record